This is a messenger RNA of Vespula vulgaris, 867 nucleotides long. RefSeq lists its product as uncharacterized. Bases 140 to 634 code for a protein of 164 amino acids. The transcript is spliced from 4 exons. The record is from RefSeq and is a predicted model, not a curated record. NCBI's taxonomy places the organism in Eukaryota, Metazoa, Arthropoda, Insecta, Hymenoptera, Vespidae.
UGAAUCAUUAAGUUAAAAUAAUGUUAAAACUUUUUAACAAUUAUAAUAGAUUAAAAUGAAUACUUUAAUAAGCAAACACUUUUAUCAUUAUUUCUACUUGUAAAUUUUGAAGAAUUUAACGUGUUAAAUAAGAUAAAAAAUGGAAACACCAACUGUUAAAGUUUUGUUUUCUGAAAGUUCCAAUAAAAAUAAGACUCCUGAAGAUCCAACUAUUCCUGCAAUGUCAAAUAUAAUGUUUGUUAGCGAUGUCCUGGCUCAACGAAUAAACAAUGGUACGAUAGAGGCAGAAGAUUCUGAAACUGAUGAUCGAUAUUGGGCGGAGAAACUAACAGCUUUAGACGAAGAACACACCAAAAGAAGUAAACUCGAAUCAAAAGAAAUAGAUAAACUUUUUCGUAGUGUAUUAAAUUAUGCACAAACCAUACAAACUAAACCUUGUUCCUUCGAACAGAUAAACGUCAAAGAUUGUUAUACUAAUAAUAAAUGCUACACACUUCGUUGUAAUAAUGAAGUUAACAAUUUUAUUAAUUGCGUAAAUAAUAUGUUUCACAAGUCCGUUUGCAUUACUGAUAACGAUGUCUAUCCAUUCAACAAAAAAUACACAUAUACUGAGAGAUUCAGAAGAGGAUAUUAAUUUAUAUUAAUUUGUAUCUACAUAUAUAUAUAUAUGAUUCUUUAUUUUUAUCAAUUAUUAUUUAGAAAUGUAUAUAAAAAGAGAAUGUAUAAAUAUUGAUAUAAUAAAAUUUUGUACAAGUUACCUGACUAUUAAUUUAGAUACAUAUAUAUAUAGUAUUUAUUCUCAACAGCAUCGGUGGUUCAGUGGUAGAAUGCUCGCCUGCCACGCGGGCGGCCCGGGUUCGAUUCCCG